Pollicipes pollicipes is the source of this 624-nucleotide messenger RNA. RefSeq lists its product as uncharacterized. The transcript has 4 exons. The coding region runs from base 70 to 450 and encodes 126 amino acids. The record is from RefSeq and is a predicted model, not a curated record. Lineage: Eukaryota; Metazoa; Arthropoda; Thecostraca; Pollicipedomorpha; Pollicipedidae.
CCGGCGAUGUUCGUGGUGCGUGGGUGAACGCGGCUCGUGUGAGCGAGUAGGACCGCGAUCGGCGGCGCCAUGCCGCACGGCGACGAACAGGGCUCGACCGACGAGGUCAAGGUGUUCAAGCACGAGGAGGACGAUGAAGAGAACCUCGGCGCGGAGGACCUGAACGUUGAGGACGGGCUGACGGAGGACAAAAGCAGCCUCAUCACCGAGUCGGAGACGAAAACAACCGAUGUCGGCUCUAAUCGGGAGAACGAAGGCGGGUCGGCGUUCGGGCCUCUGGGUCGCCCGUACGAGCCGCUGGCCGACCGGCACCCGUUCAGCUACUUGUACAGCCCAUACUCGUCCUACAAUGGAUCGCUCUCAAUGGUGAGUACCCGUGCGCCAUCCGUCACAGGUCACCAGGUCAGGUCAUACAGCGCUUCUAACGUCGGGGGCUGGGCUGUAGACUGAACUUUCUGUCAUCCGCAUCUGUUACUGCACGCGAUGAAUCUUAAUUGCCGGCGUCGAUUUUGCGUGGGGUAUAAUUUGUCGCGGGUGUCACGCGUCUCCUUGGUCACGGGGUUGACGUAGGAGCAUCUUCGGGGUUGCCGGUAGUGCAGUGGUUCACGCGUCUGCGUUAACCAC